This is a messenger RNA of Trichobilharzia szidati, 645 nucleotides long. Lineage: Eukaryota; Metazoa; Platyhelminthes; Trematoda; Strigeidida; Schistosomatidae. The record is from the annotation of a GenBank genome assembly.
AUGUCAGUUUGUGCUGGUGACAAUGCUGACAAUGCAAAAUUUAUGCACAACACCGCUCUUUUAAAAGGCCUUUCUGACAAAGACGAGGCUGCAACCCCCGUAAUAAAAGUCACCGGUGAUUUGCCAGCAGAAGAAGCGAACGAAAUCGCAGAUAAACUCAUUAAAACCAUAAAGGAGGAAUUUGACAAAGAUAAUGCAAAGCUGAGUGAAGCCAUCCAACAAACAGUAAGUGAAUUGAUAGAGGAACAGGAGAAAUCAACGAAUUCAGCCAGUUAUUACGGUAGUGAUUUAGUUUUACAGGGGAUUUCUGUUGUCAUUGUGACACUAACAUGCUUCAGUGUGUGUGUUACAGGUGAAGACGCUCAUUCAAAAGGACGUUCAGAAAAUGUUGCCAAAACACCGCAUACUAGUGAUAGCGCAGCAAAAGGAGCGCAAUUAAUUGCUGAACAAAUCAAGCGACUAGAAGAAGAGGAAGUGGCCAAAGAAAAUCAAAGAAUUAACGAUGCGUUAAGAGAAAUAAUGCGGAAAUUGAAAGAAGAAAAGGAGGAAUUAGAGAAUUCAGCCAGUCAUUACGGUAGCCAUUUUGUUUUACAUGGAAUUUGUGUUGUCAUAGUGACACUGACAUGUGUUUAUGGUAUUUUUUAA